AUGCACAUCAACAACCCAGACCAAGACUCCUCAUCGUUGUUUCUCCCAUCCAUCUUCGUCCGCCACCACCCCCUGCUCACUGCGACGCUUCACCGCGUUGUCGCUUACUCUGCACCUGCAGGCCUUCAAAAGUCCCGGCUGUUGUUCAACAUGACUGCAGGCGUCGCCACCACUCCGGUCGCCAACAAGGAGAACAUUCCCGUUAAGCGAUUCUCGACCCCCCAAUCCGUCGACAAGCUAUACAAGCCCUUCAAGUGUCCCGGGUCGGCAGCGAAAACAGUCUCAACCGACAGGCCGGUCCGUAAGAAGAGAAGGGUUGAUUACAAGGGUGCCGAUGGCGAGAACGAGGCCGACAAGCCUUACACCAACGCCGAUCGGCUUGCUCUUUCCAACCGCGAUGCAAACAUGUUUCCUGUCUUCCAGGCAAAGGACAAAUCGACAGUCUUCCGCAAGGCCUUCUCGAUACCUCUGAUCAACAAAAACUCCGCAGCAUACAACCCCAACCGCCCCCCUCCCACCCUUGGCCUUCGUACCGGUGCUACUUUUAUCGCGAAGCCAUUGCACGACCCCAGUGGCGAGUUCUCCAUUGUGCUUUACGACCCGACCGUGGACGACAAGCCCAAGGUCCCCGAAAAGAAGCAAGACAACAAGGAUGCCGAGGCCGAGGCUAAGAUUGAUGCGCCUCUCGUCCACAAGAGCUUGGCCGAGAUCCUCGGGAUCAAGAAAAAGGUUGAAGGAGAUCACCCCAGAGUACCCGUUGUCAUCGAUCCGAGACUGGCCAAAGUUCUCAGGCCACACCAAGUCGAGGGUGUCAAGUUCAUGUACAGAUGCGUUACGGGCAUGAUUGAGGAGAAGGCCAAUGGCUGCAUCAUGGCCGACGAAAUGGGUCUUGGCAAGACGCUUCAGUGCAUCACCCUGCUUUGGACUCUCCUCAAGCAGUCCCCGGAAGCCGGCAAAAGCACCAUUCAGAAGGCCAUCGUCGCGUGCCCUUCCAGUCUGGUCCGCAAUUGGGCCAACGAGCUGGUGAAAUGGUUAGGCGCCGACGCCAUCACGCCCUUCGCAAUCGACGGAAAGGCGUCAAAGGAGGAAUUGACGCGCCAGCUGCGCCAAUGGGCUAUUGCUAGCGGCAGGUCAGUCACCCGGCCAGUCAUCAUUGUGUCCUACGAGACCCUCCGUCUCAAUGUCGAGGAGCUCAAACACACCAAGAUUGGUCUCAUGCUUUGCGAUGAGGGACAUCGUCUCAAGAACGGAGACAGCCAAACGUUCAAUGCGCUCAACAGCCUCAACGUCACACGACGCGUCAUCCUGUCCGGAACACCCAUUCAGAACGACUUGUCCGAAUACUUCGCCCUGAUCAGUUUCGCCAACCCCGACCUGCUAGGUACUCGCCUGGAGUUCCGUAAGCGAUUCGAGCUUCCCAUUCUACGGGGUCGCGACGCCGAUGCGUCCGAGAUCGACAGGAAGAAGGGCGAUGAGUGCUUAUCCGAGCUGCUGGGCAUUGUCAACAAGUUCAUCAUUCGACGCACCAACGACAUCUUGUCAAAGUAUCUGCCUGUCAAGUAUGAGCAUGUCGUCUUCUGCAACCUCGCACCAUUCCAGCUCGAUCUGUACAACUACUUCAUCACCAGUCCCGAGAUUCAGGCCCUUCUUCGCGGCAAGGGCAGUCAGCCUCUCAAGGCCAUCAAUAUCCUCAAGAAGCUCUGCAACCACCCGGACCUACUCAACAUUGCGGACGACUUGCCCGGUUCAGAAAACUGCUACCCUGACGACUACGUUCCCAAAGAAGCGCGUGGCCGAGACAGGGAUAUCAAGCCUUGGUACUCGGGAAAGAUGCAAGUCCUCGACCGCAUGCUUGCACGCAUCCGUCAGGACACGAACGACAAGAUUGUCCUUAUCAGUAACUACACACAGACUCUGGACUUGUUCGAGAAGCUGUGUCGCUCCCGCGCGUACGGCUGUCUGCGUCUCGACGGCACCAUGAACGUCAACAAGCGCCAGAAGCUGGUCGACAAGUUCAAUAACCCCGACGGAGAGGAGUUUGUCUUCCUCCUCAGUUCCAAGGCUGGUGGCUGUGGUCUCAAUCUCAUCGGCGCCAAUCGCUUAGUCCUGUUUGACCCCGACUGGAACCCCGCCGCUGACCAGCAGGCUCUCGCUCGUGUCUGGCGUGACGGCCAGAAGAAGGACUGUUUCGUCUACCGCUUCAUCGCUACCGGAACGAUCGAGGAGAAGAUCUUCCAGCGUCAGUCUCACAAGCAGUCCCUUUCCAGUUGCGUCGUCGACUCGGCCGAAGACGUCGAGCGUCACUUCUCGCUCGACAGCCUGCGCGAGUUGUUCCAGUACCGCCCUGGAACGAACUCUGAUACGCACGAUACGUUCAAGUGUAAGCGGUGCAAGCCCGAUGGAAGGCAGUAUAUCAAAUCGCCCGCCAUGCUGUACGGCGACACGAGCACGUGGAAUCAUUUCGUCAACGAGGGAUUGAAGCCGAUCCAGGACCUGCUGCUACGGCAGGAGUGUGGCGAGCCUGAGGUGUCGGCGGUGUUCCAAUAUAUUUCGCAUUAG
Colletotrichum graminicola M1.001 is the source of this 2559-nucleotide messenger RNA. RefSeq names its product SNF2 family domain-containing protein. Lineage: Eukaryota; Fungi; Ascomycota; Sordariomycetes; Glomerellales; Glomerellaceae. Bases 1 to 2559 code for a protein of 852 amino acids. The transcript is spliced from 3 exons. Gene Ontology annotation, molecular function: hydrolase activity, acting on acid anhydrides; ATP binding; ATP-dependent chromatin remodeler activity. Gene Ontology annotation, biological process: double-strand break repair via synthesis-dependent strand annealing; reciprocal meiotic recombination. The record is from RefSeq and is a predicted model, not a curated record. Gene Ontology annotation, cellular component: nucleus.